Messenger RNA from Neoarthrinium moseri, 1470 nucleotides. RefSeq lists its product as uncharacterized. Gene Ontology annotation, molecular function: oxidoreductase activity. The transcript has a single exon. Gene Ontology annotation, cellular component: mitochondrion. NCBI's taxonomy places the organism in Eukaryota, Fungi, Ascomycota, Sordariomycetes, Amphisphaeriales, Apiosporaceae. Gene Ontology annotation, biological process: carnitine biosynthetic process. Bases 1 to 1470 code for a protein of 489 amino acids. The record is from RefSeq and is a predicted model, not a curated record.
AUGGCACCGAGGCCGACCGUGGUCUCCCUGGCGGCGAGACUAGGUGCGGGCACUCCUCCAGGCCUUGCUGCACGCCUCGGCGCUCUCCCUCUCUCGCGAACAGCCGCUCCGAGGUGCUCACGGGGCUUUCCCGAACCGCUUUCUCCGUCUGCCGCACCUGUCAGGUCGUACUAUAAACAGAGAAAGGCGGGCACCCAAGAUUCAGCCCAGCACAGGUACCGGGAAGCCCAAGACCAGAAUGCUUGGCUUGUAGACGGUACCCAGGCCGAUGCCAGUGAAGGAGCCCCUCUUCGCAUCACGCACCCGGAAUCCCGUCACACCCUCGUUCUCAACCGCAGGUCCCUGCGUGACGCCUGUGCUUGCGAGCGCUGUGUCGACCCUCACUCCGGCCAGAAGACGUUUGGCACCACUGCAAUCCCCGCCGCGCUCCCUAUCGAGAGCACCCAGCGCCUGGUUGACGGCUCCCUAAGAGUCGUCUGGGCCCGGGACUUCCUUUCGUCCGGUGGCCCUCACCAGUCCACAUAUCCACCCAGCACCAUCAGGUCGUGGUUCGCCGGUCGCAGAGAGGGCGCUCCGCGGACCCCGGGCCUAAGCCUCUGGAACAGGCGGGAGUUCGAGGCCAGCCCGCACACGGUCACGUACGAGGCCUGGAUGUCCGCCGGCCCGGAUUUCCAUGCCGCCCUCGCCCAGCUGAGGCAGUUCGGCCUUGUCUUCAUCGACGGCGUUCCCCACUCCGAGGAUUCCGUCGUCGCCCUCGCCAGCCAGAUUGGCAACAUCCUCGAGACCUUGUACGGCCGGACCUGGGACGUGCGCUCCAAACCUCAGGCAGAGAACGUGGCCUACACCAGCUCCUUUCUCGGCCUCCACCAGGACCUUCUCUACACCUCCCGCCCGCCCAGGCUACAGUUUCUGCACUGCUUGGAGAACACGUGCGACGGGGGCGAGUCAAUCUUCAGCGAUGCUUACGCUGCCGCUGCAGUGAUAAAGAAACUCCCCUACCACGCCGCGCCGUUGUACAAUUUUCCGAUACGUUACCAUUACAAGAAGAAUGGACAUUCCUACGAGAAGCUGCGGCCCGUGUUCGAAAAGGCGGGCGGCGUUUAUUGGAGUCCUCCGUUCCAGACCAGUGAUCAGCCCUGGGAAAAGUCCACAGAAGGCGACGUUAGUUACAGCCGAUGGUUUCAAGCCGCCCAGGAGUUCCGCAGGAGGUUAGAGCACGAAACGUCCGUAUACGAGCGCAAGCUGAAGCCGGGUCAAUGUGUUGUCUUCGAUAACCUGAGGGUACUGCACGGCAGACGUAGGUUCGACACGGCAUCAGGCAACAGAUGGCUCAAGGGAACGUACAUCGCCGACGACGUCUGGAAGAGCAAGCUGUACGUGCUUGCUGAGGAGAUCAAAGCCAAGUUCCAUCAGAAUGAUUCAGCCACAGGCCCAAGCAAAGACACCGGCGGAGGAUCGGGUUCUGCUUGA